GCGAAACAGGCGCUACAGUAUUAUUGUAAUCGGUAAUCGCAAAGUCGUCCUGUGCUGGUGGGUGUGUUCGAUUGCGUGAAGGCAAGGACACGGAAAACAUCGUCGCCUGAAGAGUGUGAGCCUGAAUUGUGCCGUGUCCCUCGCUUGGUUCUGGUUACAGAUCGAUUUCGAUUGCGCAUCGUGUGUUGUUUCGUGUUUUCUGGCUGAAACACUGCUGACCAUUAUCAUGGCCGACAUCGUAAAGAUCGCAGGGGCUCACAUCCUCAUAUACGAGGCCUACUACAAACAGCUCGACCCACAGGAAACGAACGAAAUACCAGCAAUGCCUGCGGCCAAGUUCCUCAAAAGAUCCGGUCUCAGCGACGUGGUGCUCAGUCGCAUCUGGGAGUUGUCAGACCCGAACGGCAACGGAUUCCUUACAAAGGAGGGCUUCUUCGUGUCGCUCAAGUUGAUCGGUCUGGCACAGGAAGGUUCGGAGAUGAACGUCAAAAACGUUUACCAAGAACUGUCGAAACCACCGAAAGUGGGUGACUUGCCCAAAGUUCCGGCUCAGGUAAAAAUGCUCCCGCCCGAAAGUACCGAUUGGUCGAUGCGCCCGGAGAAACGCCAGCAGUACGAGCAACUGUUCGAGUCACUGGGCCCCGUGGAUGGUCUGCUGCCCGGUGCGAAGGUACGCAACACGCUCAUGAACUCGAAGCUGCCAGUGUUGACGCUCGGCCGCAUCUGGGAUUUGGCUGACCAAGACCGGGACGGUAGCCUGGACAAGCACGAGUUCUGUGUGGCCAUGCACCUAGUGUACGAGGCGCUUGAUAAGCGUGCCAUUCCGGCGGUGCUUCCGCCGCAGCUACAACGCAACUAUGCCGCCCCCGGAGCAGCGACGAAUGGUAACGGUUCGUUCGAUGCUUUCGGUGGCGAUGGCUUUGUGGCCAACUUUCCGACCGAUAUUGCACCACCACCGGUCGUGCCACCACUUCCGGCUGCGCUCAAUCGACCACCGUCCGCCGUGGGUGGUGCCAUUCCACCGAUGAUUCCGCCCGUUCCGAUGGUUCCCCUUCUGCCGGGUAGCACCGGACCGAUCGAAGUGACCAGUUGGGUCGUUUCGCCACUGGAGCGCUGCAAGUAUGAGGAAAUCUUCAACAAAAGUGACACCGAUCGGGACGGGCUCGUGUCGGGUCUCGAGAUCAAGGAUGUGUUUCUGCAGUCAGGCGUGGCGCAAAACAAACUCGCCCACAUCUGGGCCCUCUGCGAUACGCAUCAGUCGGGCAAACUAAAGCUGGAAGAGUUUUGUCUGGCGAUGUGGUUCGUCGAUCGCGCCAAGAAGGGUAUCGAUCCACCGCAAACGUUAGCCCCCAACAUGGUGCCACCAAGUUUGAGAAAAAGUUCACUCAUUCAGGCUCAGGAACCACCGCAACCGACCUACAGCAAUCCGGAACUGGAGAUGAUAUCCAAAGAGAUAGAAGAGCUGGCCAAAGAGCGUCGUCUGCUGGAGCAGGAAGUAGCGCAGAAGGAGGCCGACGUGCGAAUCAAGAGUGGAGAGCUGAGAAGUUUGCAAAGCGAACUGGACACACUGACGGCCACUCUGAAGCAGCUGGAAAACCAAAAAGGUGAAGCUCAGAAGCGUCUGGAUGAUCUCAAGAAUCAGGUGAACAAAAUUCGUGACCAGUGCCAGAAGCAGGAGGCCACACUCAAGGAGCAAGAAGGUGAGCUGGACUCGCGUCGUUCCGAGUUGCAGAAACUGAAGGACGAAGAACAGGCGUUGGAGAAGGAGUACCACGCCGGCACAAGAGAGGUCGAUCAGCUUACCUCGCAGCUGCAGGACACGCAGCUAGAAAUUAGCCAGGUGAAGGCAAUGGUCAGCCAGAUCCAGGAGUACCAGCGGCAGAUGACCGAUGCCCUGUCCAUGUUCAGAACAGCAAUCGAAGAGAACGAUCCGAUUCUGGUGUCGGAUUACUCGCUAAAGAUCGAGCCCGAGUUCCGCGAAGCGAAACAAGCGCUCGAGGACAAAGAAGUGGAGAACGCCAACAAGCGUGACCCAUUCGGGGACAACAGGGCGAACGGAUUCAACGCCGCUGAGGCCGAGACCGGGUUUGGUGAUGAUUUUAAAACGAACGGUUUCGCGACCCAGUUUGAUUCGGGUCCACACGGUGUCAGUAGCGCCGGAUUCGGUGAUGAAGGAUUUGGAGCAUUCGACCAUUCAAACAUGGCUGGCAACAAACCGCACACUGCCGAUCCCUUCGCAGCGUCCACCGUCGAUCCGUUUGCCGAGCGAAAGGGUAGUGGCACCGAAGCGGUGGCCAAAGACGAGUUUGGAUGUGAUCCGUUUGCCAUUCUGCAUGCACCUACCACCGGACAAGCGCUUACACCCAGUCCCAGCCGAUCGGUUGCUCCACCGCGGCCGGAAUCUCCCAGCCCGGCACUACCGCCGAAGAAGGCGAAGCAACCUCCACCGCGGCCGGCUCCACCACGACCAAUGCAGGGUCCUACACCUACCAAACCUGCACCGCCGGCGUCGGAUGCCUUCGGUGAUAGUAGCGGCGGUGGCAGCUUCGCCAACUUUGCCGACUUCGACAAUAAGUGAAUAUCAUCUUAACAGUAGCUAUUAAGACACUAACCAAUAACCAUGGUGCAUGAGUGAUACUCUCGAGCAGCAAGAGAGAGAGAGAGAGGGCCUCGUAGUAACGACGCAAUGUAUAAGAUACGAAAACUAAUCUACAAAAAAAACCCACAGUGUGUGCCUCCUGCACCAAAUAACGCGACAAUGCACUAUGUAGCUUGAACAUUCCUUCCAUAACGUUGGACGGCCACUAGAAUCUCAGAUAACCACCUAGUACUAUCGGAAGCGCAGAGUGUCACGGCGUGUCACUUAUCGAAGUGUAGACCACUACAGUUUGCAUGCCGUUCCCGUUUCUUUCUCGCUACCAUCGAUUAGGUGAGGCUUCGACGUAAAAUAUAUAGUUUCUCGUAUCGCGAAAGUCGGUGCAAUAUCACACUCGAGGCGAGGUUCCAAUCAAAUGAAAGUACUCCGAAGGAAUAUCGGAAUUAGUAUAUCGCAGAACAAUGUAUGAAUUGUUCUUAUUGUUUUUCAUUCAUUGUUGACUCUUGAGCCGAAAUGAAAAUACCAAGCAAAAUUCCUAUUCCUCCUCACUAACGAAUAUCGUGUCAUACGAAAGGGACAUUAUCAAGCUCUACUUACAAAAGCAACAGUGCAUACGAAAGUAACUAUAUUUACCUGACAGAUUAGAACGAGGUUGGAAAAUAGCUUCAAAAUAGAUGAAUUGCAUGCCGAUGUGUGAAAGGCCGAAUUGGGUUUCCUUAUCCUCUUUUGAGUCUGUUUAUGAAUGCGCAACAUGGUGCACUAUUUUCCUGUGUUAUAGCCACGAUUUGUUCGACCAAAGCGGUCGACAUAGGAAUUGAUCUUUCUCUUCGGUCUGGUGAUACCAAGUUAUGCUUGCCACACCACUUACCACGUAUCAAUCACUUACAGGAUGGCUUCCAAGCUGUCUUCUUGUUUAAUUCUAUUCGAUCAUUAUUCUAUCAUUUCGAUCAGUUUAACUAUGAAUAGGUUUUCAUAUGGUUUUUAUCACUCAACCGGCUUCUUUUUUGAACCGGAAAUACUUCAACGAACCAGAAUGUACCUAGCACUAAUAUUUCGACACAGGUGGAAUGAUACAUAAUUAACGUAACGUAAAAACUAGAUAUAACCGAUUGUUCGAAUGGUCAUCGCAAAGCAGCACACAUUACAGUCUGGUGGCACCCCGAAAGUAGCAGUCGCUGUAGUAUCCGAACGGAAGCAUGACUCGAGAUAUUAAAGCAUAAGAAAAGUCUAUAUACAAAGAACCAAUUUCACGCGAAACGAAGACGAAGCGGAAGUGGCGGAUAAAUCACAUAACCAUAGCUCGAAUUAAACAAACGUCAUCGUCGUGUAAGGCUACCAGUGGGUGGGCCGCAUCCAAUUACAUUCAAAACCAAACGUUGUUCUUUAGCAAUUCCAAAUAAUGGUGCAAUGCAUAGUUAAUUAUGUUACUUAUUAUAGCAGUGAGUCUUUAACUGGCGGAAGAAAGCUAAAUCUAUCUAAUCUGUGGGAUCUUCCGGCAAAUAUCGCAAAUGCAAAUCACAUUGAGACGAAAUGCAAACUCUAAGCCCAUUCUACAUGAUCAAUAACACUGUGUUUGUGGAAUUCAUUGUUAUGUUUCUAAUCAGCUUCUCUAUAAAAGCACUAACCUGUUUUACACUGUACUAUCUAA
Messenger RNA from Anopheles bellator, 4244 nucleotides. RefSeq names its product epidermal growth factor receptor substrate 15-like 1 (gene Eps-15). Lineage: Eukaryota; Metazoa; Arthropoda; Insecta; Diptera; Culicidae. Gene Ontology annotation, molecular function: calcium ion binding; cadherin binding. Gene Ontology annotation, cellular component: cytoplasm; clathrin coat of coated pit; plasma membrane. The record is from RefSeq and is a predicted model, not a curated record. Gene Ontology annotation, biological process: endosomal transport; endocytosis. The transcript has 10 exons. Bases 227 to 2578 code for a protein of 783 amino acids.